AUGGAUACCAUGUUGGAUAAGGAUCAGCAUGUUUACGAAACAAAUUUGGUACCUCGAACCGCCGAAGAGACACUCGAUUGCAAUGCUAAAUCUGACAUGCAAGGAACCAAUAUGUCACUAUCGCAAAGGGCGGCAAUAUUGAGAUCAAAAAUAGUCACUAGCGAAGCGGAUGGAAGAGUGCACAAGACGCGAGCAAGUAGCAAACAUCAAAUGGCCGCCUGCUGUUUUUGCAAGAAGAGACGGAAAAAAUGCGACGGUGGCUAUCCGACGUGUGGGGCUUGCAAGCUAAACAAUACUUUGUGCACUGUGAUCGAUGUUCCUACAGGCAGGGAGGUUACCAGGAACUACAUAGAAAGUCUGGAGGAUAAAAUAGAGUUCCUGAAAGAGCAGCUGGUGAUGAGCAAUGCGACUAAGAAAAGUGUACAGGAAAGCAGGGAAUCUGAGUCGUGCUCUAGUGAAAAUGAAGAUGGAGGUAAGGAAAGCGCACUUCCCAUAGAGGUUGGUUAUAUUACGCUUGCAGCUGCUGGAGAACCACGGUAUAUCGGUGCAAGCAGCGCAUAUUCAAUUGCACGAGCGAUUCACAGCACAAUUAAUUACUACCAGCAGCAAAAAUCGGAUUCCAAUAUCAAUGAUCUUGCCAACGUGGGGGAUUCUCAGCUCGUACCGGAGCUGCAAAUCACAGAAGCAACAUUUAGCAAGCCCGCCAUCAAUGAGAGUCGCCAGUUGUUGAAAGCCUAUCAUUAUGGUGUACAGUUUCAGUAUCCUUUCUUAGAUUGGCAAUGGGUGACAGAAUCCUUUGAUAAGGUCAUGAAGGAGAACUCAGAAGCAGACGAGCCGCUUUUCUUCACUUACAUGAUAUUUGCCAUUGGGAGCCAACUCUUAGAACACUCUGCCGGAAGCUACUCUGCUCAGAAUACUCGCGCUUAUUACGAUAAGGCAUUCAAUCAUAUUACACCCGUUGUUGAAGGUACCAGCAUUCGUGCCGUGCAAGCAUAUUUGCUCCUGAGCGUUUUCUCUCAAAAAAUGCCAUACGGAAGUUCUAUUUGGCAAACAACUGGAUUGGCACUAAGGCAUUCGGUAGCGCUUGGCCUUCACCGAAAACCCUACAACGGUAGAAUGAACGGGUCUCGACAUGAGGUAGAAUCCGUCCGAGACCUGAAAUGCCGCAUAUUUUGGUGUGCGUACAGUAUGGAGAGAAUUAAUGGUUUGGUUUUAGGCCGCCCCUUCGGUAUAGCAGACGUUGACAUCGACGUUCCUUUGCCACAAUCGGACGAAUACACUGCAGCAACUCAUGUUUUUAAACUAAGAAUGCUCCAGUCGAGCAUUUGUUCAUUCGUCUACAAGCCCCAAUUCUAUUCAGGGAGCUUAGAGGAUACCCAAGCUACGAGGCAUCAAAUUAUGUUAAAGCUGAAUGAAUGGAAAAUGACAUUUCCAUACAAAAUGGACGCGAAAACUACAUGGGAGACUAAAAACUGGUGUACCAUCUCCUACCACAACUCAGUUCUUCUUCUUCUGAGACCAGUUAUCUUAGAAGUUGCUGAAUUGAAGAAGAAGACCUCACCGACGACCGCGGAAUGGUUCACGGUUUUCGCGCAGUCUGCGUCUGCUAUAUGUUUGAAUUAUAAACAGCUACACGCUAAGCAAAAGCUAAGUUACACCUGGCUUGCAAUCCAGUGUGUAUUCGUGGCAGGCGUUAGCUUCCUCUAUUGUAUCUGGUUGGACUCGUCCUUAAAUUUCUUGAAGUGGAUCAGAAAAAGCACAAUUUAUGAUACCGUGUCCGCGUGUUCGAAUAUUCUUUACGUUCUCGCUGAGCGUUGGGAGGGCGCCAAGAUGUUUCGAAAUUCAUUCGAGCGCCUAUCAAAAGCUGUCUUGACGCACGUCGAGAGUUCUGUAGAUGAACAAAUGACCGGAAACGCUUUGGCGGUAGUGCCUCAGGACUCCACUAUGGGGUUUACACGAGAGAUGAAAACUAUGAUGCAUCAAAAUUAUCAAGAGAGCUUAAACUACGAGAUAGAGUUCACGCCUUUACCUGACCAUCGCGAACAGUCUGCGACCGAUGGUCUUUCCUUUACGAUACCCCCAAGUGAGUCUGGAAACUCAUCUCCCGUGGUGCCGAAUAUGGCCAGUCCAAGGGCUAUUGAUGUAGACACAGACUGCAACUCUAUCUGGGACUUUUUGAGCAGUACUGCUGACAACUUCAUCAAGGAUAUGUUCUGUGAUUUAGAGAAGGCUUUUGAUAAAUAA
Molecule: messenger RNA, 2244 nt
Organism: Lachancea nothofagi CBS 11611
Lineage: Eukaryota; Fungi; Ascomycota; Saccharomycetes; Saccharomycetales; Saccharomycetaceae
Source: the annotation of a GenBank genome assembly